UGUGUUACAGUGGUCCAUAGACAGCGCAGCCACAUCUCACUGGAACGUGGGUUGCUCCCGAUUCAAGGGCCAUAAAGUGCUUAAAAAGCCACGAUACUGAAACAUCGCAUAGAGCACGGCAGAUCACAAAAGAAGAUUUCAUGUCCUAUGAUUAUAUUUUGUGCAUGGAUGAAAGUAAUCUAAGAGAUCUGAAACGUAAAUGUGGUCAAGUACAAAACUGCAAAGCUAAAAUUGAACUACUUGGAAGUUAUGAUCCUCAAAAACGGCUCAUUAUUGAAGAUCCA
Staurois parvus is the source of this 284-nucleotide messenger RNA. The record is from the annotation of a GenBank genome assembly. NCBI's taxonomy places the organism in Eukaryota, Metazoa, Chordata, Amphibia, Anura, Ranidae.